UUUUCUAUCAUUCUUCUUCUUCUUCUUCUUCCCUCUCUUUAUUUGUGAGCCAAAAAAUGAAUAAAAAUGGAUACAAGGAGGAAAAUUCAUGUUGCUAUUUCCAUCCAAAUCAAGUAGUUAUUGGUGUGUGCCCUUUCUGCUUGAAUGAGAGGCUCCUCAUAGUGGCUGCAAAACAAGGCCAUCAUCGCCCCUUUGCUUCCAUAGCUUCUCACAAGGUUCAACAGAGGAACCCUUCAGCUUCUAUUCACAGGAUCUUUGCUUUUGGUUCUCUUUUCGGUCGCCCAGAAUCCCACCACUUGAAAUCUGAGAACUAUGACCAAGAUGAUGCCUCCCCCAGCCCAGAAGAGUCCUUCAUCUCAAUCAAGUUUGAAGAAAAUGGGGUGGCCUCGUGGGAGAAGAACAAUGUCCCUAAUAAGGUAUGUAUUCAAAGAAUUCUAAACAAAGAGGGGAAGGAGAGGAAGAGUGUGAUAGAACAUGGAAAGUCAAAUAACGCAUUUAGAUGGCGAAAGCGUAUAGGGCGUUUGGUCCAUCUCAUCCAAUGGAAGAGGUCCAAUAAGGGUGGUGUGGGCCACGUUGGAAACAAGGUGGAAGGAGUGAAGGUGAGAAAGGGUUGGAUGAGAACGCUGACAAAGAGAAAGACCGUGGAAUAAAGGAGUAAAAAGAAAGUGACACACUUGCUGCUGCUUUUUUUUU
Messenger RNA from Abrus precatorius (Indian licorice), 693 nucleotides. RefSeq lists its product as uncharacterized. NCBI's taxonomy places the organism in Eukaryota, Viridiplantae, Streptophyta, Magnoliopsida, Fabales, Fabaceae. Bases 57 to 650 code for a protein of 197 amino acids. The transcript is spliced from 2 exons. The record is from RefSeq and is a predicted model, not a curated record.